This is a messenger RNA of Thermochaetoides thermophila DSM 1495, 1233 nucleotides long. RefSeq lists its product as uncharacterized. The record is from RefSeq and is a predicted model, not a curated record. Bases 1 to 1233 code for a protein of 410 amino acids. NCBI's taxonomy places the organism in Eukaryota, Fungi, Ascomycota, Sordariomycetes, Sordariales, Chaetomiaceae. The transcript has a single exon.
AUGCCAUCAGCACAUCGCAAUCAGCACUUCCGGUCGAAGAAGUUCCCCCAUCGCCCCGCUCCAAAAUCCGAUCCGUCACCUGGCGCAAGCCAUAGUAGGCGCCCGCCACCGACAGACCACACCAACUCGCGGCCAGCAAAGCGACCUAGACAAGACAGGGAGCCCAGGUUCACGGAGCAGCAGCAGUCAUCAUCAUUUCACGGUUUAGCGCCUCGUAAGCAGCACCACCACAAGUUUAAGAAAGAGCCCCGGUUCAGGCGACAGCGAUCUCCCUCUUUCGAGCCAACACCGUCACCGUCGUUCGAAUUCGAGGUAGAGGACGAUGAGGUUGAGGAAUGGGAGCCCGAGCCCGACCUCAUCUCUGGACCCAGAGUUGAGGAGUUAACGUCGCCUUCUCCCCCACCGUCUCCAGCAAUGCGCCAGCCUGAGGCCACGAGCAAUGGCGACUGCGAAUCCAAGCCAGAGUCUAAGCCCGACUCAGAGCUUCAUACCGAGUCUGAGAAUGCCCCCGGUCAACUCAUCCUACACCCCCUCUCUCACCAACAAACACCGCGCUCCCUCCAAAUCAAAUUCCGCCGCACCGUCACCUGGGACACUUCCAGCGCUUACUUCCAGUCCCAGCAACAAAACCAACAACUUAACAUCCCCGACGUCCCCGAAGAGCGCACCGUAAUCGAAACCAUCCCCCUCCCCCUCAACCCACAAACCUCCCGCCCCGACACUCUCGCCACAGCCAAAUUCCUAGGCCGUCUCAUCGGCGAAUGCCAGCGUGGACUUUACGACGCAAUGUGCGAGCUCGCGCACGAAGCAGGCUAUCCCGCGGAUUGUGUUCAGCACAAGCGGCUUUCCGCGCGGUGGUUCGUUGUCACGGGGCAGCGGUUCGAGGAUGUCAAGGAGCUUGGGCGGGUUGAGAAGCCGGCUAAGUCGAGGGUACGUCCUGGGUUCUUGGACGCGGUGCCGAUUGUUGAGGCGUUCCUUACUUAUGGGCACUUGGCGGGGCGGGAGGAUGUGGCCGCGCCGUUUUGGCUGGAGCUGGAGUACGUCUAUGAGAUUGGGGCUCCAGCGCCGAGGAAGGGACGUGAGCAUCGUGAUGGCGCGCGCGGGAGAAGGAAGGGCCGCGGUGGAUAUUAUGAGAAUGUUGAGUUUUACGUUGACGACGACCCUGACGAGAUGACUGUUAUUGACGACUUUGGCUUUCCGUUGAUCGAUGACUUCUUUCCGGCUUGGUUUUAG